GCCCCGUGCAACAAACCUUCUGCUCUUUUUGCAACCAUCCUUGAGACCAGAGAAAACGACUUGCAACCAUGUCGGCCCUUCAACAGAUCAUCCUGCACCCCUACCUCUCGCAGACGCUGCGCUUCUGGAGCACGACUGUCGGUCGCGACAAGACGUACCGUUCGGUUCAGUACCUUGCUCGCUUCCUCGCAUGGUACGAGUACCGCAAGGGCGCGACCAAGGAGACGGUUGCCCGCCUGACGAACCUCAAGAGCAGCUUGGCUCUUAGCCGAAAGCUCAUGCGAGUCGGCAAGUUCUUGGAGCACCUCCAGGCUGCGCUCAAGGCGACGGCCAUCCAGGACCCUUUCGUCUCGUACACGGCCAUCGGCAGGCAGCUCGGCUAUGGCUCCUACCUUGUCCUGGACACCCUCCAAUGGGUCCACGGCUCCAAGGCCUACCAGUUCUCGCCAGAGACGUACAAGAAGAUCUCCAAGAAUGCCGCCCGGUUCUGGCUCACCGGCCUGUCGUUCAGCCUGAUCAGCGGCAGCUACAAGACCUACGUCCUGCGCCAGCGAGCGGCUGCUGCCCGCCGGCCCCGUGCCACGGCAGAGAAGGAGGCCGAGCGCAAGAUCGAGGCACAGCAGAUUGCCACGGAGCAGGCCGCCGUGCAGUUCCAGAUGACGCAGGACGCCCUCGACUGGCUCAUCCCCGCCACGGGCGCAGAGUUCCUCGACCUCGACGAGGGCGUCCUCGGCCUUGCUGGUCUCGCCACGUCGCUCAUGGGCGCAAGGACCCAGUGGAGGGCUGUCAAUGGGCCCGCCGCCGCCAAGAAGUAGAUUUGUCAUCUUGAAAUUAUUUCAAUGUGGUCGUCGCAUGGUAGUCUGCGGGAGCUUUGGCAAGAAUAGACGACUAUCUUUGGGUGUGCAUGAGCCGAGAGGAUUGUGCCGCUGUGUGGUUAAGAUCUGUUGCUUUGCUAGUGGUAUGAGUCUUAUGGUACAGAAUGGAUGGUGUCAGAAGAGG
Acaromyces ingoldii is the source of this 999-nucleotide messenger RNA. RefSeq names its product peroxisomal biogenesis factor 11. NCBI's taxonomy places the organism in Eukaryota, Fungi, Basidiomycota, Exobasidiomycetes, Exobasidiales, Cryptobasidiaceae. The coding region runs from base 69 to 815 and encodes 248 amino acids. The record is from RefSeq and is a predicted model, not a curated record. The transcript is spliced from 4 exons. Gene Ontology annotation, cellular component: peroxisomal membrane. Gene Ontology annotation, biological process: regulation of peroxisome size; peroxisome fission.